Messenger RNA from Microsporum canis CBS 113480, 1132 nucleotides. RefSeq names its product guanine nucleotide-binding protein alpha-2 subunit. NCBI's taxonomy places the organism in Eukaryota, Fungi, Ascomycota, Eurotiomycetes, Onygenales, Arthrodermataceae. Gene Ontology annotation, molecular function: G-protein beta/gamma-subunit complex binding; GTP binding; GTPase activity. The record is from RefSeq and is a predicted model, not a curated record. Gene Ontology annotation, biological process: G protein-coupled receptor signaling pathway. The transcript has 5 exons. Gene Ontology annotation, cellular component: heterotrimeric G-protein complex. The coding region runs from base 1 to 1080 and encodes 359 amino acids.
AUGGGUUGCAUGAACUCGAAAGAUAUCACUCCGGAGAUGAGAGAGCAAGGGAAGCACAGCGCCGCCAUAGACAAGGUCAUCCGGGCAGACAAGAAGAAAUAUGAUAGAACAGUCAAGAUACUGCUACUCGGUGCUGGUGAAUCUGGCAAGUCCACAAUCAUCAAGCAGAUGCGCAUCAUCCACUCAGGUGGAUUUCCGAUAGACGAACGCCGGCAGACCAGAGCGGUCAUCUAUUCGAACAUGAUAGUCGCCUUCAAGCUGCUUAUCGAGAUCAUGGAGGCGGAGAACAUAAGUUUCGAGCAUGAGGCUACGGAGCCACUCGCCCAUUUCAUCCAAACCAGCGAAGCGGACGUCGAGUGUGAUGAGGCCUUCACCGACAUCAAAGUGCGGGAAGCUGUCAAGUCGAUGUGGGAAGACGCCGGUGUCCAAAAGGCAGUCGCCAGAGGCCAUGAAUUCGCCCUACAUGAUAAUCUCCACUACUAUUUCCAUUCACUAGACCGUAUAUUCGCACCUGGCUGGCUCCCCAAUAAUCAGGAUAUGCUUCACUCACGACUACGGACGACGGGUAUCACCGAGUCACUUUUCGAGCUAGGACAGAUAAAUUUCCGGAUGAUGGAUGUCGGAGGCCAACGAUCAGAGCGGAAGAAAUGGAUCCACUGCUUCGAGGGCGUACAGUGUCUCUUAUUCAUGGUGGCCCUCUCCGGCUACGACCAGUGCCUUGUAGAGGAUCAGACUGCAAACCAAAUGCACGAAGCAAUGAUGCUUUUUGAAUCUCUCGUAAACGGUGAAUGGUUCAAACGCAAACCCGUCAUCCUAUUCCUCAAUAAGAUCGACCUCUUCAAGGAGAAGCUAGCCAUCUCCCCUGUGUCCAAGCACUUCCCCGACUACAGCGGACGAGACGGCGACUUUGAGGCCGCUGCCAAAUACUUUGCUGAUCGAUUCAGAGGCAUCACCCGCGUGCCUGAACGCGAGAUAUACACCCACUACACCAACGCAACAGACACCACCCUGCUAAAGGCGACCAUGGACUCAGUGCAGGAUAUGAUCAUACAGAAAAACUUGAACAACCUGAUAUUAUGAGGGUUAAACUGACGACAACUGACAUGGAUGAUAUACUUGGCUACAACCUCCC